GAGGCGGCGCUUGGCGGGGAGCAGCGGCGUCCGAGGCGGCCCGAGCGGGCUGGCUGCGCUGCCUGUGAGCGGUGCGUGCGGUGUGUGGCGAGAGCGGCUGCGAGGGAGGCAGGGCAGCGGCAGGAGGCAGGAGCUUGGCGAGCUGUGGCGGCAGAGAAUGGCGGUGAGGCGGCGGCAGAGGCUCGGGCCGGGCGGCGGGCGAGCGCUGCUGGGCGCGGUGCUGCUGUGCGUGUGGUGGCGGGCGGCGGCCGAGCGGGUCCGCUACGCCAUCCCCGAGGAGCUGGGCAGAGGCUCGCUCGUGGGGCCGCUGGCGCGGGACCUGGGGCUCAGCGCGGACGAGCUGCCGGCGCGCAAGCUGCAGGUGGCGUCUGCCGGCAAGAAGCAGCUGAAAUACUUCAGUGUGAAUGAGGAGAACGGGAACCUGUACGUAAACGAGAGGCUGGACCGGGAGGAGAUGUGCGGCGCGUCUGCGACUUGUUCCGUCAGCUUCGAGGUGCUGGUUCACAACCCGCUGAACGUUUUCCAUGUCGAGGUGGCGGUCGAGGACGUGAAUGAUAAUGCGCCGCGUUUUCGGCGAGACAAAUUUCAGAUGGAAAUCAACGAGUUCACUUCUCCUGGUGCCCGUUUUGCUGUGGGCAUGGCUGACGACGCGGAUGUGGGCAGUAACUCGCUGCAAGGCUAUGAGCUGGAGAGUAACAAGUAUUUUGCGGUGGAAGUGAAGGACACUCAGGAAGGCAGCAAAUUCGCAGAACUGGUCUUGCGCCACACACUGGACCGAGAGAGUGAGCCGAGCCUCCAGCUGGUGUUGAGGGCGCUGGAUGGCGGAGACCCUCCCCUUUCUGGUACUGCCCAGCUCUGGAUCAACGUCACCGACGCCAAUGACAACCCACCCGUGUUCGCGCAGGACCGGUACCGCGUCAGCCUGCGCGAGGACGCUGCCCCUGGAUCGACGGUGCUGAACGUCUCUGCCUCCGAUGCUGAUGCCGGCACGAACGCCCGCAUCACCUACGGCUUCGGAGAAACGCCGGCCAAGGUGCUUCAGAAAUUCAUUAUGGAUGCGGAGACUGGGACGAUAACUCUGAAAGAGCCACUGGAUUUCGAGGAGACUCGAGGUUACACGCUGUUGGUGAAUGCACGGGAUGGAGGCGGUCUAGUGUCGCACUGUGAAGUGGAGGUGGAGGUGCUGGACGUGAACGACAACCCACCAGAUAUCACGGUACUGUCCUUGUCGAAUCCAGUGCCCGAGGACGCACCGGUGGGUACCGUGGUCGCCCUGCUAAAGGUGAACGACCCGGACUCCGGCGAGAACGGUCAGGUGUCGUGCGAGCUGUCGGGCGAGGCGCCGCUGUCGAUCGUGGCGUCGCCGGGCGGCUCGUACAAGGUGGUGACGGCGAGCGCGCUGGACCGCGAGCAGGCGUCCGAGCAGCGCGUGACGGUGGUGGCCCGGGACCGGGGCAGGCCGGCGCUGUGGAGCAGCACGGAGCUGGUGCUGGAGGUGUCGGACGUGAACGACAACGCGCCGGUGUUCGAGGAGGCGGCGUACAGCGCGUACGUGGCGGAGAACAACGCGGCGGGCGCGCUGGUGCUGCGCGUGCAGGCGCGGGACGCGGACGCGGGCGCCAACGGGCGCGUGAGCUACUGGCUGGCGGGCGGCAGCGCGGGCGCGGCGGGCGCGGCGCCGCUCGUGUCGGUGGAGGCGCGGAGCGGCGCGCUGUACGCGCAGCGCUCCUUGGACUACGAGCAGUGCCGCGAGUUCUGGGUGGCGGUGCGGGCGCAGGACGGCGGCGCGCCGGCGCGCAGCUCCACGGCCACGGUGCGCGUGUUCGUGCUGGACCGCAACGACAACGCGCCGCGGGUGCUGUGGCCGGCGGCGGCGGCGGCGGCGGCGGGAGAGGCUCCGGCAGCGGCGCCGUUCGAGGUGGUGCCGCGCUCGGCCGAGGCCGGCUACCUGGUGGCCAAGGUGGUGGCGGUGGACGCGGACGCGGGGCGCAACGCGUGGCUGUCGUACGAGCUGGUGCAGGCGUCGGAGCCGGCGCUGUUCCGCGUGGGGCUGCACAGCGGCGAGGUGCGCACGGCGCGCGCCGUGUCCGAGCGGGACGCGGCCAAGCAGCGAGUGGUGGCCGUGGUGAAGGACCACGGGCAGCCGGCGCUGUCGGCCACGGCCACGCUGCACGUGGUGCUGGCCGAGAGCUUGCAGGAGGCGCUGCCGGAGCUGAGCGAGCGGCCGGCGGGCGCCGAGGCGGCGGCGGCGGCGGCGGCCGAGCUGCAGUUCUACCUGGUGCUGGCGCUGGCGCUGCUGUCGGCGCUCUUGGUGCUGAGCGUGGCGCUGGCCGUGGUGGCGCGGCUGCGCCGGGCCGGGCCGCCCGCCGUGCUGCGCUGCCUGGGCGCGCAGCGCUUCUCGCUGGCCGGCGCCGCCUUCCCGGCCGACUUCUGCGAGGGCACCUUGCCCUACUCCUACAACCUGUGCGUGGCGGCGCCGGCCCGCGCCGUGCCCGAGGCCGCUUGGCCGCCGCCGCCGCCGGUGCCCGUGCUGUCGGCGGAGGAGCUUCUGAGUGGGGAUUCGUGCGAAAAACCGAACCCGAACAGCAGCGCUAUAGAGGGAGAGGUGCCUGCCAAUCCCGACGCACCGCAGGUCUGUAAAUCUGCGUGUUUCCUUUGUUGUUCUUGAGGUGUUUCGAAACGUUGUCCUUUUUUCCUCUUCUUUUCCCCGGAUUAUAUGAUGAGGUGUGGUGUUAUGUUUCUGCGUGAAAUUUGGGUCACUCUUUCAUCUAGUUGUACGUAUUUCAUGGUGGCAGUUUUUUGUUAUUUUUUGGUGGUAUCAGUUCCAUAUUCAAAUGAAAAUUGCUGUCUAGAGCUUUUUCGUGGCAUUAAGUUGUAUUAGUAGUCAUGGUGAAGGUGAAUCCUUACUCCGUAGAGGUAGAUGCACUGUAUAUCUUUGACAGAUUUUGGAAAAACAAAAUUGACUCUUGGUGGUUUUUCUUUCCUCACUGAUUAUUUUUAAAUAUAAUAUUCUUUUGGGUGCUGGUGCAUGGCAGGACACAAACACUUGUGUU
Oenanthe melanoleuca is the source of this 3053-nucleotide messenger RNA. RefSeq names its product protocadherin gamma-B5-like. Gene Ontology annotation, cellular component: plasma membrane. The record is from RefSeq and is a predicted model, not a curated record. The transcript has a single exon. Gene Ontology annotation, biological process: homophilic cell-cell adhesion. The coding region runs from base 158 to 2668 and encodes 836 amino acids. Lineage: Eukaryota; Metazoa; Chordata; Aves; Passeriformes; Muscicapidae. Gene Ontology annotation, molecular function: calcium ion binding.